AUGUCCCUUUUGCACAACCCAAGACGCAGUCACCAGGACCCAGAACGCUACAGAGCCAAGUUUGAAGAUACAAACGCAGUUUUGGGUCCAGACGUGGAUUUCUACCAGGACACCUCCAAAAUUUCUAUCAUUGGAGCUGGCUUUGGCGGUAUUGCUGCUUCGUUGAUGUGUAAGAACAAGUGGAAAACUGAAGAUUUUGCUGUUUUUGAUAAGCACGAGGAAUGGGGUGGAACCUGGUGGGCCAACACGUACCCUGGGUGUGCUUCUGAUAUUCCAGCGUUGUGGUAUUCGAUUUUCGCUGAACUCAACUCGAACUGGUCGACCUUGAGACCUCCUCAGUAUGAGAUGGAAGAGUACAUUUUGAAUGUGGUGAAGAAAUAUAAGCUUCAUGAAAAGUCUCGUUUGGGUGUUGUCGUGCACGAGGCUAACUGGCAGGAGGAGUCCAGCACGUGGUUGCUUAAAGGUUCUAAUAUCAAGCUGGGCCAGAUGUUUGAACAUACUACCCAGAUUUUGCUUAGUUGCAGCGGUGGCUUGGUUUACCCUAACCAGCUUAAGGCUCCUGGCUUGGAUAAGUUUAAGGGUGCUUACAUGCACUCGGCUCUUUGGGACCAUAGCGUUCCUAUCAAGGGUAAGAACGUUGUGGUUGUGGGUAACGGUUCUUCUGCUGCUCAGGUUGUUCCUGCUUUGAUUGACGAGUGUGACGCUGCCCUGGUGACCCAGGUGUUCCGUUCCAAGCACUGGAUCUCGCCUCCUCCUCCUCCUUUCUUGCACACCAUCUAUAGAGCACUUAGCAGGUUUAGAAUUGGGCUUGUGCUUUUGCGUUGGUUUGUGGCUGUUUUCGCUGAAAUGCGUUAUCCUUUGUUCCAGGGUAACGGUCCUCUUGCCAGAAUCCUUAGAGCCUUGAACCAGUGGCUGUGCAAGCGUUAUGUCCGCAAGUACGCUCCAGAGUACUAUGAUAAGAUUAUUCCUGACUUUAAGCUCGGUUGCAAGAGACUUAUUUUCGACUACAAGUACAUUCCUUCGCUUAGGAACCCAAAGAUUGAACUUAACGAUACUGGUAUUGAUCAUAUCACUGAGGAUACUGUUUACUUUAAGGACGGCCAGAAGGCCAAGGCUGAUGUCAUUGUUGCAUGUACGGGAUACUCCAUUCCAAAGGCUUUCUUUAACGGUGUCAAGCUUACAGGAAAGAACGACAUCAACAUCCAGGAAAUCUGGAAGAAGGAAGGUGUUAGCGCCUACAAGACCCACAUGGUGAGAGACUCGCCCAACUUUUUCUUCUUUGCUGGUCCAAACUCUGCCACUGGUCAUUCUUCGGUGGUUUCUGCCAUUGAAAAUGCUGUGGCCUGGGUAGGCAAGGUUGCCAAGCCUGUUGUGGAUGGAAAAUACAAGUCAGUUACCGUGAGCCGUGCCGCCUACUACCAGUGGUUUGAAACUACGCAGAAGCAGUUAUCCACGGCGGUGUUUGGCUCGCCAUUCGGUGGUUGCGUGUCGUGGUACACUGACGGAGACUACAACCCAACGACGUAUCCAUUUUCGCAAGUGCAUUACUUUAUCAAGUCGAGAAUCUUUGGAACGAAGGACUUGACGUAUGAGAAGGCUGACGAUAAGAAGACGGUUUAG
Messenger RNA from Candidozyma haemuli, 1620 nucleotides. Its product is annotated as flavin-containing monooxygenase. The transcript has 2 exons. The record is from RefSeq and is a predicted model, not a curated record. Bases 1 to 1620 code for a protein of 539 amino acids. NCBI's taxonomy places the organism in Eukaryota, Fungi, Ascomycota, Pichiomycetes, Serinales, Metschnikowiaceae. Gene Ontology annotation, molecular function: flavin adenine dinucleotide binding; N,N-dimethylaniline monooxygenase activity; NADP binding.